GCACCGGGAGCGCUCCUUACCCAGAUGGUUACCUUUGCAUCAUAUAGUGGUGACAUCUAGCGACUUUCUUUCAAACUACAGCUAUCAGCAAAACCUAGUGUAGGAUUUGACCCCUCCCUUAGGCCUUCCGGAAAUGAAAACAAGUCAGUGAGACGAACGACAGACCCUUCCCUACUCACAACAAUCUACAAAAUGAACCAGAUCAUCAAGCUGCUACAAAACGUUUUGUUGAUGUCGCUGUUGUUCCUGACGACCUCAGGUCUCCACCAACCAGGAGGUAACGACGCCACCAAACCGCACAUCGUGUUCAUUGUGGCAGAUGACCUCGGNNGGAAUGAUGUCGGCUGGCACAACCCUGAUGUCAAAACUCCUGUUCUGGACCAGCUGGCUCAUGAGGGCGUCAUCCUAAACCAGUCUUACGUCAACUAUGUCUGCACGCCGUCUCGGACAGCAUUUAUGACUGGCUACUUCCCUUACCACGUUGGAUCACAGCACCUUGUAUUCCGGCCAGACCAGCCCUCAGCCAUCCCGUCUAACUUCACCUUCCUGCCCGAGAAGCUGAAGGCGUUAGGGUACGCCACUCACAUGGUCGGCAAAUCCUGGCAUAGACGGUGUGAGUCAGCUGGACACCAUUCUGUCCGGCAAAUCCUCCCCACGUACUGAGUUUGUCUAUAACAUUGAUGACAUCUUCCCAACAGUCCAAGGUGCCAUAAGGGUUGGAGACUACAAGUUGAUAGAAGGCUUUGCUGGGAUAUUCAAUGGAUGGUACCCGCCCCCGAACAUGACUGGCAGCCACCCCAACAGUGGAGAUCCUAUCAACGGGACCUGGCUAUUCAACCUGAAAGAUGACCCCACAGAGCACCACAACCUGGCAGACUCCAUGCCGGACAAGCUGAAGGAGAUGCAGGCCAAGCUGGACGGAUACAGGAAGACCCUGGUGCCAGCCAUUAACCCAAAGUCCGACCCCAAAUCCGACCCCAAAAACUGGGGAGGGGCCUGGUCACCUGGAUGGUGCUAGGCAAUGGGACUGGUUCUUUAACACUUGGACAAAUAAUAUAACGUUAAUCCUCUCUAACAAAGUUUGGGAUUUUGAGAUUCCGUGCAAUUAACAGAUGUGUGCGGUAAUAGUUGUGCAAUUAACUGGCUUACCAUUAUGGUACUAGCUUGCUAUAUGUGCUUAUAAUACUGAGUGGUGCUAUGCAACAACUUCGUUAGAGAGGAUCAUGCAAUAUGUUUCUUAUUCUGACUCUUUAUGUCCUAAACGUUGGAUGUUGAAAAAAGUGUACAUAAUUGAGACCUAUUUUUCUGCAGUCAUUGCAUAACAGUCUUGGUGUAAUUUUUCUCUAUAUGCUGAAAAAAUAAAAGAUUAUAUUGAUGGCAAUGAAAUACUUAUUUCUAAAGGUAGCAGCUUUAAUAAUACUGUUGCACCAUAUUGUCCCAGCAGUCUGAGAUGGUUUAACUCACAUAUUGAUGCUGUAGUGACAUAUUACCUUGAUGUUGUUUAUAUUUUUCCAAAGAACUAUAAAAUUGUAGAUUGAUUGUUAUCAAUGAUUACGAUUUAUAAUGAUUGGAAAAGAGAUCAUGUCUAUCUUGUGCUGUUGACAGCAAAAUUAUAUGAAUUUGCAAAUAAAUUUCCUUUCCUUUAAAACUGUUUAGCAAAUUUCCUAAAUAAGAAUAUCAUUGAGUGAGUGUCAUAGAAUCCAAAUGUUAUCAUUGUAACGUUGCACCCCAAAUAAAAUGAGAUGCAUUGUA
Molecule: messenger RNA, 1752 nt
Organism: Branchiostoma floridae (Florida lancelet)
Lineage: Eukaryota; Metazoa; Chordata; Leptocardii; Amphioxiformes; Branchiostomatidae
Product: arylsulfatase J-like
Exons: 7
Coding region: 193-663 (156 amino acids)
Source: RefSeq, a predicted model, not a curated record